Molecule: messenger RNA, 2019 nt
Organism: Mytilus californianus (California mussel)
Lineage: Eukaryota; Metazoa; Mollusca; Bivalvia; Mytilida; Mytilidae
Product: cubilin-like
Exons: 9
Coding region: 360-1514 (384 amino acids)
Source: RefSeq, a predicted model, not a curated record
UGUUAUCUUAAUUGAAGCUUAACUACUUAGCGGAGAGGAUGUCGCGAUAAUAGGCAAUGUUAAAAUAGUACAUAUAAACACUGUGUUUUUAAAUCGGCAUUAAUAUGAUUUUCUUACAUUGGGCGAAGUUGACUUUGUAUAUGACACAUUCGUUGUAAGUGGACACGGGUGUUUCUCAUAUUGCUUUAGUUAUAAGGAACCUCUUUCAAUAAUUGUUGUGACUCGAAUAUAAUAAACAUUGCAAGCGACAGUUGUUAAAAAAUGAAAUCACAUAUUGACAAAAAUAAUUGCGUGUAACAUUCCAUAAAGGCGAAGACUGAAAAUGAUGUAUGUCAUUUCGAAUUCUUAAGCUUUAAAGAAUGAGAAUAUUGUUUGCUGACUACACAGUAAUAAUAGCUGAGUUCAUUAUUGCUUACAUACUUAGGAACAUCGUUUUCGUUGAGGGCCAGACCUGUAGUGUUGUUGAACGAAAUUUUACUGCCAGCACAAUAGAAAUGAUAUCUCUGACGUCACCAGGAUAUAAUGGAGGAACUGGAACAUACGAAAAUGAUAUGGAUUGUUGGUGGAUUAUAGAUUCAGGAUCUGAUGAUUUACAGUUAUUAAUAUUUCUUACCUAUGACAUAUCUUGUCCUGGCGAUACUAUAGCAUUAUAUAAUGCUGAAGAUCAAACUUCCACGUUAUUUUCAUCGUGUGGUGCACCAUCAUCGCCUGUUCAUUAUUCCACAUCACAACGUUAUUUACGAGUGGAGAUGCACACAGAUUCAGCUACAGUAAAAUCUGGAUUCAAAUUAGACUAUUUAGCUGCUAAAAAUUAUGAAGGAACAGGUUGUCAAAACCGAGAAGAUAUAAUUUUAACUGAAAAUUUCCAGUUUUUAUCUAGUCCUAGUUUUCCAGAAACAUAUCCAAGUAAAAGCGAUUGUCGAUGGAAUUUAGCUUACGAAUUUGGUGCAAUAGAAAUAAAUGUUAUACUUGGAGAUAUCGAAGAUGGAACGUCGUGCGAUUAUGACAAAUAUCAAAUAUACGAUGGCGAACAUCGAUGUGAUUAUAACAGAAUGUCAGUUGUGUGUAAUGAAUAUCCUGAUACAAUACCAUACAACUAUACAUCUAAUAGUACAUCAGUUGUUGUAGCAUUUGAAAGUGAUGGUUCUGUCAAUAGACGAGGCUUUUUGUUGAGGUAUAGAGGAAUACCAAAUCCUACUACCACAACAAUGACGUCAUCAAAUACAACUGAGAGUAAUUCAAAAGAUUUUGUAAUUACUGCAGAAAUAUUAUUAGGUCUAGUAUUUGGAUCUCUAGGACUUAUAUCAUUCACUGUAAUAACCACAGUAUGCAUUGUGAUGAAACUGAGAGUGCCUUUAGAAAAGACUAUUUCAACAACUCCAAUCAAAUCUGUAAAAUCAAAACCAACUAUUCAGACAAUCAGUAGAUAUAAUAACAAUACUCAUACUAAACCAGCAAUAAUGAAUAACAAAGCGGUAACUAAUGGGGUUUCAAGGAGAAUAGUAGCUUGGUAGCUUUACAACUCUCCUCCAAAAAAUCAAAGAUAUUUGGUUUAUCAUAAAGCGUAAUUUCACAAAUUAUUGAGAUAUCUGAUGAACUUGUGUUAGAAAACACUCCGACUGUACAUUCCAGACGAUGAAAGGUGACAUAUUUUAAAUAACAGUCGAAGACGAAACUGGACUCUGUCGUCUUUGUGUCUUUCGUCCAUAGAUGCAAUAUUCCAUGCAGCACAUUAAACAUUGUAGUUGUCGAUAACACAUUUUUAUAAAUUGCCUUUCAAGCAUGCAAUGACUUUUAUAGCAAAUUUUAAAACAAUACGAAAGUUUACCUUUUUUUUUUAAAUAAUUUGGAAAAUAAAUGAUAUGAUUUAUACACUUUUCUAUGUAUGUAUUACACGUAUUUUUUGUACUGUUUUGUAUUGCCAUUUUGUAUAUUUAUAUUUGUUGUUAUAUCAAUUCCUAUUUAUUUAUUUAUGUACAUUGUAAAUUUUCAAGUUUGUUAUUAAAGAAUUUUAUACUA